CACACACACACACACACACACACACACACACACACACACACACACACACACACACACACACACACACACACACACACACACACACACACACACACACACACACACACGCACACUUUCACUCGCACACACUUCACACCCUCCCUUAGCAAUCUGUCUUCCGGCAUAAAUACACACACACGCACGCACACAGGCACACACACACAGAGCGUAGGGCAGACCGCAGGAGCUGCGCUCAGUCCCAGUGAGGCGGUAGAGUCUGUAGCGCCAGGACCGCUCGCCCAGAGCCACGAGCCUCCACUGCCUCGUCUCUCAGCCACAGGCGCUGUCUCUCGACCGCUCUCUCCCUGCGGCUCUGCGUCCGUCCGUCUGUCCGUCUCCCGACGCCCCGUCUUUUGAUUGGAGCUCAGCCCGGGGGGCAGGUCGCCGAGGGGCAGCAGGGCGAGGAGGAAGAGGAGCGGCGGGGAUGUCCAGGUCCGUCACCACGGAGCCCGGCCUGGAGCCGGCCGAGGGCGAGGGCGAGGAGGAAGAGGCGGAGGGGGACUGCUUCGAGGACGGGGUGUCUUCUCGCGUCCCGGAGAUCAUGGCAUCGGGGACCCACUCACCGGGGGGCCCCAACGGAAUCAUCCGGAGCCAAUCCUUCGCCGGCUUCAGCACGCUACAGGAGCGACGCUCGCGGUGUAACUCCUUCAUGGGGAACGCGGUUGUCCAGAAGAAGCCCCAGUCCAAGCCCAAGAAGCCCCACCUGUCGGGACACAAGGGGAGCAGCGGAUCACGAGACCCCCAGCCUAAGAGGCUGGAGGAGGUGUACACCGCCCUCAAACAGGGCCUGGAUGAGUACCUGGAGGUCCACCAGACGGAGCUGGACAAGCUGCUCUCCCACAUGAAGGACAUGAGGAGGAACUCUCGCCUGGGAGUGCUGUACGAUCUGGACAAGCAAAUCAAAACGAUCGAGCGCUACAUGAGACGCCUGGAGUUUCACAUGAGCAAGGUGGACGAGCUGUACGAGGCGUUCUGCAUCCAGAGCCGGCUGAGGGACGGCGCCAGCAGGAUGAAGCAGGCCUUCUCCUCCUCCCCCUCCACCAAGGCCACCAAGGAGAGCAUCGCCGAGGUCAACCGCAGAUACAAGGAGUACACCGAGAACAUGAGCACCUUUGAGAUCGAGCUGGAGAGCCUACUUGGGGAGUUCCAUAUCAAAAUGAAAGGUCUAGCAGGCUUCGCCAGACUCUGUCCCGGAGAUCAGUACGAGAUCUUCAUGCGGUACGGCCGCCAGCGGUGGAAGCUGAAGGGGAAGAUAGAGGUGAACUCCCGCCAGAGCUGGGACGGAGAGGAGAUGGUCUUCAUGCCCCUCAUCACGGACCUCAUCAACAUCAAGGUGACAGAGCUGAAGGGGCUGGCCACCCACAUCCUAGUGGGCUCUGUGAUCUGCGAGACCAAGGAGCUGUUCACCGCCAUGCCCCAGGUCGUGGCCGUGGACGUCAACGACCUGGGAACCAUCAAACUCAACCUGGAGGUCACCUGGUUCCCCUUCGACGUGGAGGACCUCAGCCUGUCCUCGGGGAACGUCAGCAAGGCGGCGGCGCUCCAGCGGCGGGUGUCCGUCUACAGCCAGGGGACCCCCGAGACCCCCACCUUCCAGGACACCAGCUUCUUCUCCACCCUCCCUGACGAGGUGUUCGAGCACGGCGGCUGCAGCGUGGCCGAGUGCAAGCGCCUCUCCUUCACCUUCUCCGACACCUCGGCCUCCACCUCCACCCCUCGCGCCAGCCCCGCCCCCAGCACGCCCGGCCAAUCGCACCACCCCGCCAUCAUGGUCACGCCCCCGGAGACGGACGCCUCCGCCCUCCCGCCCCCGGCCGCCAGGCAGGACUCCAUCGCGGAGGAGAACGGGCUCACGGAGGAAGAGGAGGAGGAGGAGGAGGAGGAGGAGGUGCUAGUAGAGGAAGAGGAGGUGGAGGACGAGCUGGGCAGCCGGGGCAGCAGCAGCAGCGGGGCGUGCUUCGCCAGCGACGAGGCGGACGUCGUGGACGACUCGGAGUGGGAGCGCGCCGAGUCCCAGCGCGGCGGCGGCGGCGGCGGCGGCGGCGGCGGGGGCUCGGCCUCGGGGUCGCUGCGCUCGGAGGGCCGGCUGUCCACGGUGGCCCCCGAGGACGUGUUCCUGCACCACGCCCACCCGGACCUCAAGCCCCUGGAGCUGGACGAGGACGAGGCCGCCGGCAGCCUCACCCGCCAGCUGGUGAGGAGGCUGACCUCCACGGACAUGGGCGCCGAGGACGACGGGGCCCCGGGCGGGGCCGGGGAGGAGGAGGAGGCGGCGGCGGCGGCCCAGGGUGGAGGCGUGAGCUGGGCCGGGGAGGGCGGAGGCUGCAGCCUGGAGGAGGCGGUGCAGAGCCUGCUGAUGAGGCUGGAGGCGCUGACGCAGCGCUGCAGCCAGCUGCAGGACCUGGAGCAGGAAGUGAUGCGCCUGGAGGACCUGCUGAAGUGCCGGCUGCCGGGCCACAGGAGCCGGGCGUCCAGCCUCAGCCUGACGGUGGAGAGCGCCCUGGAGAGCUUCGACUUCCUCAACACGUCCGACUUCGACGACGAGGACAACGGGGACGACGGCGCCGUCCUCCGCACCCCCCCGCAGCGGUCCCCCUCGCUGGACAUGGAGGGCGGGCGCAUGGGCGGUCAGCAUCCUGAGGCCAGGGGACACUUGAGCGAAGCCCUGACGGAGGACACGGGAGUGGGCAACAGCGUGGCCGGGAGCCCCCUACCCCUCACCACUGGCAACGAUAACCUGGAUGUAGCGGUUGUCAUUCACCUGCAGUACUGCAAUCACCUCGUCCAGCUGUUGACCAGCGGGGGCAGUGUUUGGCAGCGUCGCAGCCUGCUGCAGAGGCUGACGGCCCAGACGCAGCUGUUGGAGGAGCUUGGGGAAAUUAGCAUGGACACUUUGGCAAACAUCACAUCUGCUGCAGACGUGCUCCCGGGGCUGGCCGAGAGACCCCAGCUGCUCACCCUCUGGUCGGAGUGCAGCGGGGCGGGGGGGCCGUUCCACACCACCCUGGAGCCCCUUCUGAAGCACAUGGACGGGUUGUACCUGGCCAGGCUGCAGGAGCAGCUCCCACCCCACACCGCCCAAUCAGUGAUCAGCAUGGUGGUGGGUGCGAUGGUGGACAAGCCUGAGCUGUCCCCCUCCCCCGCCCCCCCGGCGGCGGCGGCGGCGGCCGUGCUGCCCCAGGACGUCCUCAGCGUGUUCCAGUUCCACAGCUACGUGGUGCAGCAUGACGUGCAGGACAUGGGGGCGCACCUGCUGGGCCUGGCACGAGAAGGUGUGUUUGUGGAGUCCCUGAACAGCGGUGACUCCAGCCUGCGUCUGGCUGAGCUGGGCCAGGUGUCGGCGGCCCAGCUCUGGCCCAGGGACGGCAGCCUAAGGGCCCUGGCCUGCCUGCUCACCGCAGAGGAGCCGGAGGUCAACAAGGCCACGGCCAACUACCUCUCCUCUGGGGCUGCACACACACACUUCAGGAACAAGGCGGUAGAGUACUACACCCAGGCGCUGUCGGAGCUGGGCGUCCAGAGAGCUGCCUGUGCUGCUCUCAGCUGCCUACAGGCAACAGAGAGCAUCAGGGAUGUAGUGGCACUCUGUGACUCCGCCGAUGAGGAGCUAAGACACGUAGCCAUUGAAACGCUUCUCACUUUGGGCGAGGAGGGGCGUAUGGCCUACGAGCAGCUGGACACGGUACCAGGGGAGAUGAUUCUGAUGGCGACGCGGAGAAGCAAUGCCCUCACCACCGCCUUCUGAGACACCCCUACGCACCGGGCAUCACAUGCCACUCAACAUGCCCCCCCACCCCCCCCACCCAGGAGAGUACACUCCCUCGGUCUAACCCCCCCCCUAAUCGCGCCCGGUAGGGUACAUGCACAGACUUAUGCACACCACGACCAAGACCACUGGCAGCCCCCUCCCCCCCCAACCUCUUUUUCACACACUUUAACACAAGGCUUUGUCACUUACAUGGUUUAGUUAUUCCAAUGUUACACUGGCGUUUGUUUGUUUUCUCAAACUAACUGCUACAAGACGCUGAUGAUUUAAUGACAGCAGUUCGGUUAUCACAGUGUAGGGCGGGUUAGAAGAAUACGGAAGACAUUGAAAGCCGCUCGCUCCCUCAGCCACUAUUGGGGAAGAGGGAAGGAAACAGCUGAGCUGGUUGAUGCUGGCUUCUGACAAGACCUGCUCUCUGCCUAUCGCCUACAAAAACACACCACGACCCGACCUCUCCCCCUACUCAUCCCCCCUGAGCUCCUCCUCAUGCUCCCAUCCUUCUCAGCCUAGAUAUCCUUCAUCAGGCGGACAUGAUGGUGAGGUUGGUGGGGAAACUUUCUAUCAUCUUGGGGGAAACCAUGCAACUCAAUCGGAGUGCAGUUUAUAUGCUCCCCGACAGGGGAAAUGGAUCGCAGCACUGAGCAAUAAUGCAAUGAGUUUUUAUGGUUUCCAAAGUUUCCAGAAGUUUUCUCCGCCCAACGUACCAGUGUGGCUGCUGGGUGUAUAGAGGUCUGUUGGGCCCCCUUCACUCCCGCCUGCUUGCUGAGGCAGCCACGCACGGCAAUAUAACAUGAAAUAUACGGACACAGACUUUAACCAGACACAUGGGACCCAUUUGAGUACUGCCAGGACUGAGAAGCAUGAAUCCCUAGCCCCGAACACGGUAUUGGGAGGGGUGACGGAGGCUUUGUGUGGGAGGGGGGGAGAAGGUAUACUGUCUAGAUCUCUGGAUGGCCUGGAAGCACAUUUUCUAAACACACUGUAUCCAUAGCAUCCACUGUACCGGAGCUGUUGGCCGUCCGACCCAUCACCUCAUCACUAUGGAUAUAAUAAGGCUUUCAAAUAUCACACAAGCUUUCAAUGGUGUCCGAGUUUCGAUCAAAGUAUUCUAAUAUCUUUUGUGGUAUCAUUUUGUUAGGUGCGCUUCUUUUAUUUUGAGUUUCUUGCACUGUUGCAGGUGUGUAAAUAUGGCACAUUGUGAAGGGCUGAUGUAAUGGUGGAGUGACUUUUCCAAACUUGAUUUCUAUUUUGGGUUCUUACUUUGAAGAUCUGUCCAAUCUGAUGGUCCACUUGUCAGUUUCAGGGAUUCGUGUGCAGUACUAUUGGUGUAUCAGGGAUGGGUUCGAAGAUGAUCUAAUGUCGGAUUAUGUGGUAAAAAUGCGAGCAAAAAAGACAAUAUAGAUCGAUGAAUUUCAACCUCAACAGUUGAUAGGGAUCAUAUACUUUGGCAGUUUGACCAGUGCAUUGCCCUGUACAUAUGUGUAAGUAACCACAAAAACAUUUUAUUAAGUUUGUUAAGAAUGCUUUGGUGUGACAAGAUGGACAAAUUAGUAACUGCCGCCGGUUUUCAAGAUAUUUUUCCUAUCAUGAAUACAUGGUGUGGUUGCAGUUUAAGGCCUUUCGACUGGCUUGUCCUUUCUGCAUAACAGUACAAUAAAUUGUACUUUGGGCAGUAAAGAUUGCACGUAGGCUACUGGAUGUAAUACCAGAGGUUAGAUUGGUUUGGAAUACAUUGUGUGAGCUUACCUCCCUCGUAUCAUAACCUGGAAUUUGGUUGGGAGGGCGAGGCUCUUGGUUUGACUUGAAUGAGUGUUAUGGUACUACUGAAUCUGUCGCUCAAGACAUCCACAACAACAACCAAUAUGGUAUUUCUUCACUCAAAUGUAUUUAUUAUUCACAUAUAUUAAUUCUAAUAUUCUAAAAAGUCUAAUAAUCUUUGUUUGUUACAAAUGAUUUCAUGUUUUGGUAAUUCGAAUUUAAAUGCUUCAUAAUUAUUAUUUUGGAGAACAUGUGAUGAGAUUUGAGGAGUGAAAUAAUACUAUAGAUUUGUUUAUUUCUCUAUAUUGCCCCAAUCCCCAUGGGAAAAUAUUUUACGGUAUCACGUUUUUGCAAUUUUGAGUAACCAAAGCAGAAACACCCAUAAUUUGUCCUCCACCCUGAAUGUUAACAAUAUCAUCACAAUACAAACAUCUGCAUUUUGGCAAGCAUAUUAGACAUAGCCUUAAAAGAGAAGCAUAGCAAAAUAACAAAUGUAAAAUAUCAGUGGAAUUGUGUAUGAAAUUUACACUCAUUCCUAUCUGCACAGUUCAGAAGCCAUAGUAUAAUAAAGCAAGCAGAACUAUUUUUGUGAAACAUGUAUUUUUAUUAUUACAAGCUCUAAAUGUGUGAAGGUUGCUCUUUAAAAAGCUGAAGACUGUUUUUGUUUAUUUUCUAUGCUGGGGUUUGCCCCCUUGUGCAAACAUGAUCUUUUUAUUUUAUGUUGAGGUGAAGAGCGUUACAAUAUUUUAAUUUCAUGUGAUCCAUUGUACCAACAAGUGUAAUUCCUCUGUUCAUAUUUGAAUCAUUGACCUUCUUUUAUCUGUUGACCAGUGUUACACAUUUUUUUUUUUUCCAUUUCAAGUCAAAAAGCACAUGUUGGCAAAGCAUUUAUAUAUUGAGUUUUUUUUUUAUUGAAAAUGAUACAGUACAACAGAAAAAUGCUAUCGUGAGCUGCAUUUGAGAUUUAACUCUGUCUCUGUAGUCAAUAGCUUCGGUUGUCGCUGCAUUAGCUGUGUCAUACUUUACUCCAUCCCGCUCAACAGUAUUGUAUCUGCUCAUUGAAAGUUGCAAUAAAGUUUUAUUUUUGCAUAAUUGAUUAUGGGUUCUUCUCCUGAUUGGAAAAUGCAUCUUUCCCUCCUGUAUUGGGGCUCUUUUUAGAGUUUGUCUGGAUACAGCCAUUGUGCAAAUGUUGAAGUAAUGUUCCAUCAUGUUAUCCUCUUUUGCUGGAUCUAAAUCUCAUGUGGAGUUUGCCGGUAAAUCUACUAAAAAACAAUAGAAAUGUGGUCAGUUGUAUGUUUUUUUUUUACAACAAUCUCGAGCCAAUCAGAAUCAAUUCACAGCCCCAUUAUUUUCAUUGGGGACAGGACAGGAGGUUAGGAUGCAGACGCGCCCCUCUCUACGCGGGUUGAGGCAGUGAAAUGCCAGGAAAUUUUGGCAUACACAAGUGAACCACCCUUUGCCAGGAUAACAAGGAGCAUGGCGUGAAACGUUAAAGCACAAAUGGUCAGGAGUUGAAAUAGUCACCUGUGAUCACUGCACCAAGCUUUAUAUUGGCAUUCCUAACAUCUGAAACCAUGUCAUAAUGUACAUUUACAUUAAGACAGUAAACGAUUAAGUACUUAUUAAAUAACUCAAUUAUGCAGUUCGACCAUAUAUUGAGACCCCUUACUUGAUUCAAUGAACAAAAUAACUUGCCAGGUCAUAGCGGCGCAUCAUUCACAGGAAAGUUUAUCACAACUGUAGUGCAGUUGCUCUACAUUUAAGAGCCUGAUGACCAGGUUGUCAUUGUGCAGGGGCUGACCAGCAUGUGCUACAUCAGAAAUGGAGGGCCCCUUUGGUUAAUUAACUUGGGAAACAUUGUAAGCCUUGUGGUGAAGGGCUAUGAAACACUGGUGUUCCUUUAACAUGCCUUACCAAGUUAAACAUUAAGCUUGGCCCACUGCAUCAAGUCAAGUGGGCAUUUUACUGCAAAACAAAAGCCGUUUAGUAAUUAGGCCAACCAUUUCAGUGUAACUAGUUCACUGUAUGCUACAGGUGCUCAUGCACAUGAGAAUCCAUUGUCAAUAGCCAAGCUGCUACCUCAGCCCAUGCUAAACAAAUAAAAUAAACCUUUUCCAGCCUCAAGGGAGCCUUGAGGUGCUAGAGACUGAGUUAUAAUGGCCGAAGAACUAUGCCCGAG
Messenger RNA from Gadus chalcogrammus (walleye pollock), 7742 nucleotides. It is a transcript of the gene ripor2, whose product is annotated as RHO family interacting cell polarization regulator 2. The record is from RefSeq and is a predicted model, not a curated record. The coding region runs from base 464 to 3784 and encodes 1106 amino acids. The transcript is spliced from 22 exons. NCBI's taxonomy places the organism in Eukaryota, Metazoa, Chordata, Actinopteri, Gadiformes, Gadidae.